Molecule: messenger RNA, 648 nt
Organism: Penicillium odoratum
Lineage: Eukaryota; Fungi; Ascomycota; Eurotiomycetes; Eurotiales; Aspergillaceae
Exons: 2
Coding region: 1-648 (215 amino acids)
Source: RefSeq, a predicted model, not a curated record
AUGGGCUCUGCAAAUAUUCCUCCAAAUGAUCCGAAAGCCCCGCGGUGGCUUCUGGACCUGAAAGAAUGGAAAACUUUCCCCUUCAGCGAAAUUCCGCGCGACAUCCUAGACAUCCAAGGCUAUGGGAUUGUGUCCUACACCUGGGGAUACAUCAAGGAAACUAAACCUGCUUCAGACCCUCCUGACGGCCUUCUCUGGGAUAAUUCAGGUGUGAAACUAUGGGACCUAUCAACUGCAAGACGGGUAAUGGGGACAAUGGGCUGUCGAUAUGUUUGGUCGGACUGGAUAAAAAGCAUUGUCUGGUUACAUUCAACUUCAUGGGGAGGGGAGUCGCCCCUCGAGGUGCUUGUUAGUUUAAAAUCACCCGAUGCCGACAACUGUGUUCCAGCAGAUAUAAAGAGGCAUGUCGAUCAAGUGAAACAUGAUCUGGAAGCUGCUCGCAUAAAGGAAUAUUGGUUGUGCUCAGGCCGGACUUUACAAGAAGGCGUGCUACUACACGAGACCGACCUUAUUGACCACAAUGGAAAAACUCUCCCUGGCAUUGAUUUCUGGAUGACCGACCAAGCUACUGUCUCGGAUUUGACCGUUCCCAUCACAAAACUAGCCACGGAGCUGGCCUUGGGAUACUUUAUCAAAACACGAGCCUGA